Messenger RNA from Boleophthalmus pectinirostris (great blue-spotted mudskipper), 858 nucleotides. RefSeq lists its product as uncharacterized. The record is from RefSeq and is a predicted model, not a curated record. Lineage: Eukaryota; Metazoa; Chordata; Actinopteri; Gobiiformes; Gobiidae. The coding region runs from base 96 to 803 and encodes 235 amino acids. The transcript has 6 exons.
GUUGUGGAGGGUGUGUGAAAGAAGUUGAACUUGCCAGAAUUUGCACUUUGCACAGCUUUUUCACUUCCUUCUCUUAAUGUUUUCGCGAGUUCAGGAUGACGAUCUGCAGAGCUCUCAUUCUAGUUUUAAAUAUUUCUAUUGCUUGUGGUUUGAGAUGCUACACAUGUACCGCUGCUGAACCAAGAUCUUGUACUGACACAAAAUCGUGUCCUGUUAUUUUUAACCGAUGCUUUUCCUUAAGUGUACAUGGUUAUGAUGCAGUUACUAAGGGAUGCCAGACCAGUAUUGCAUGUGUUGGACCUAUGAAGUGCUGUGAAGGGGAUCUGUGCAAUGGAGCCAGGCAAUUUACAGGGCCUAGCUUCCUUUUGUUGUUUCUCUCAUCCACUGCCAUCUUAUUCUUCAUAACCCUACUGGCUUUUGAAAUUGUGGAACAACCAGCAAGUAGUCUAUAUAAUGAGGAGUACAUCAGAGAACUGUCAGUGACUACAGUGAUGAAGAUGUUUAUUAAAGUUUUGAGUUUCCUUAUGGGCCUCUCUACAGCCUGUGCCCUAAAAUGCUACUCAUGCCUAAGUCCCACUAGAUCAUGUACAAACAUUGUCGAGUGUAACGAGCAACUCUUGAAUCGCUGUUUUGCCAUGAAGGUUGAAGGAUAUGAAGUCAAGGGCUGUUACACCAGUCUCGGGUGCUCCAGCAAUUUCCCCUACUGCUGCAAGGGUGACUUGUGUAAUGGCUUCAUACCGACGGCUCCCAGUGUCCUUCUUGUACUGCUCACCUCUGCCAUUUUUACCCUUUGUGUGAUCUAAUUUUUAACAUAUUCUUAUGACAAAUUGAAAAUAAAUGACCAGAGAGAAAAAUGUA